ACACAGACACAGCGGAGGACGGUGUUUUAAAGUUUUAGCAAUGUAGAAAUGGCAGCAACGCUAAACCUGUCGGAGCAGCCGGAUUCGGAAACAUCGUCUUUAAACGACCAAACAGUGUCGAGCCGAAGUAACAACAGGAGUGUGAGAGUCGCAGAAAAUGAGAGAAGGAAAAUCGAGGCGGAGGACCCAUUUGUUCUGGCCCUGAAAUACUUCACUGACGUUGAGGCAGGUACUCCUGUGACUGGAAACGAUGAGGUGGAGAAACACCUGUUGCUGGUGGAGAAGGUGGCUUACAACAGAGGACUCUCCCCUGAGGCCAUCUCUAAUAUGCUGGAGUUUGCUAUCAGCCUCCGCAUGGGGACAACUCUGUGUGCACGGGUGCUCAAAUGUCUAAUCCCUGCCACUGCGGUGCCACAGGAGGCCGUUGUUCGAGCCGUGGGUUGGCUGGGUGUUGUAAAAAUACCGAUCACCACACAGGUUCUUUUCAUAAAGUGGGUGUUGACCGUAUUUGACAUGAUUGAUGCAAAGGACCAACUUCGAGCGAUCUACGGCUUCAUCUUCAGCUUUCUCACAGACGAGAAUCUGUGUCCUUACAUCUGUCAUCUGUUGUACCUUUUGACCAGAAAGGAAAGUGUACGAGUCUUCAGAGUCAGGAAGCUACUGGAGCUUCAGUCUAAACUGGGAAGGCAGCCAUUCCUCCUGCACCUUCUGUCCCUUUAUAAAGUGUUUUGCCCUGAACUGGUGACACUCUCCAUUCCAUCACGGAUGAGGAGUGGGUUUAGGAAUCACAACUCCCCAUGGAAGUCAGUUCUUAUUGGUGUCCAGAAGAGGAAUGGGUCCCAGGUGGCCUCCAGCAUCUCUCCAUCAGCCUUCAUGGUUAGAGAUAAAACUAACUCCAGAAAACGGAAAUACUGCCACCUGGAGAUGCCGGCAUUGAACUGUGUAGUCAAUAAACAGGCUCAGACUGGGACGUCUUCCAGUAGAAAACUGGUCCCCGUGGUGCAGCUCAACUCUUUUGCCCAGCUUCUGGAAAAUAUGCACCAUAUAGAGCUGCCUGCUCAGAUGGGCUCAUUGCUGGGCUCCAGUCUUGCUCUGCAGUACCUGGACUUUGUUCAGGAUGAGUCCGCCCUCCUACGCCUCAACUUCUGGCUCGGUUAUGCUCUCCACGAAGAGCUUUUGUUCUGCAGUGAUGGAGGCGCCUCUCAGAAUUCAGAAGAGGCUCUGCAGUUUCUGAACAAGUUGCUGUCUACACAGCACUUUCUCCAGGAGGGGUUCUCGAGUUCAGAGGCUUUUCUCUACAAGUUUCUCAACGUUUGGGACGGCUCGCUCUUUCGCCCUGAGAUCCUCGGCCUGCUGAGCAACAUCCCCGUCAUCCCCAGCUCUCAAAUAGGAUGUCUUCUCUUUGAGCCCCUCAUGCAGCUCUUCUUCACAUCCUCGCUGUUUUUCAAGUGUGGACUUAUGGAGUGUCUGAACAAUAUGCUGUUAAAGUGGCUGACCUGGCACUCUGUGUACGCUCUGGAGGAUGACCUGGACAUUAGCCUCAACAGCCACACCUCCAUAAACAUGACUCUGUCGGGAUUCAAGGAUUCAGUAAUGGAGCUGGUCCUCUUCGUGGGUCGGAUGGCCUCUGUGGGCCUUCAGCUUGAAGGCUGCCACUCUCUCCUACUCAGCUUCAUUCUGGACUUCUACGAGACGGUGUGCGACACGUUUCUGAAGUAUGGCCUCCCCCUUGUGCUAAUGCCUCCACCUGGUGUUUUUUACCCUGCCUUGUUUGCCACUGACCCUGUUAAUGUGGACAGACUGGCCUACAUCAUGUAUAGGUACAAGGUGAACUUGACGUCAGCCAAGAGUCAAGAAAAAAUCACACAGCAGGCCUUUCAUAUCAGCCGUCAGACGUUCCAGGAGUUCAACAACUAUGUAGUUGUGAUGGCAAACUGUCUGUUGAACCACAAAAUGUUCCACCCGGGGAUGGGUGUACAGCUGGGAGAGGAGCUGCUGCUGAAGAGCAAUGUGCCGCAAUACUGGGCGAGCUACGACCUCAUCCGCCACCCCGCCUUCAUGAGCUACGCCGUCGACUUUCACCAGAAGUGUUGGCCAGGGAGAAAGGACUUGGACCUCAAUUCCAUAAAGCAACCCAAGCCGUGGAGCUGGUACCUGGAGUAUCUGUUCACCCAGGGCUAUGACGGCCUCAAACAGUUUUGUCAGGGCAACAUCAGCCGGCAGCAGACGGCGGGCGAUGGGCAGGGCGACAGUGUGUCCUCAAAGCAGAGGUAGUGGCUUUACUCAGUGGAGGGGAAAAAACAACCACUUGCUUCCUGCCAAUUUUUAAAAAGACUUGUACAUAUUUCAUGUUCUUCUCUCUUCAGAGCGAGCAACAUGCAAGCGAUCUGAGUAUGUUUUAGUGUACAAAGAUUUACAUGUGUUUAUUAUGUUUUCUCUCUUGUACUAUUGUAUUUUCCUGAAUAAUAGACCCAGAUGCCCUGGCUGCCAUUUGCCAAAAGCAUUGUCAGUAGUCAACUAAACAAACAUUUAACAAGAACGAUUGUAUGUUAAUUGCCAAAAAAACAAAACAAACGGGGAUCAUUGUAAUCCACAUCAACCUCUUGCGUCAAUGAGGAAUAUUUACAUUUAAAAAAAAACCUGUAACUUAUUUUUGUAGUGUUUUUUGGUUGUUGUUAUUUUCCAUGUCUGGAGCUUAAUGUGUAUCUUUUCUUGUACAGCUUUAUAUCUGUAAACCCCAAUGUUUGCACACUGUUGGAAAUAAACAAGUGUGCGAUUUUUUACUUAAGAAGCAAAUAAAGUCCAUGUCUUGUGUCUAAA
Messenger RNA from Labrus mixtus (cuckoo wrasse), 2820 nucleotides. It is a transcript of the gene cenpi, whose product is annotated as centromere protein I. The coding region runs from base 49 to 2274 and encodes 741 amino acids. Gene Ontology annotation, cellular component: kinetochore. NCBI's taxonomy places the organism in Eukaryota, Metazoa, Chordata, Actinopteri, Labriformes, Labridae. The record is from RefSeq and is a predicted model, not a curated record. The transcript is spliced from 21 exons.